GGCCGGGUGGCAUAUGCCCGCACGCGGGUGUGCAGGUGCCGGCAGAGCGCGGCGGGGCGGGCGCGGCGCGGUGCUGGACGGGCAGCCCCGGGCAGCGGGGCCAUGGCGGCGGCACCGGCGCCGCGGUCGUUCAGUGCCGCCGAGGUGCGGGCUCGCUGCGCGCAGGGCGCCUGCCUCGUGUCCUGCCGCCGCCGCCUCUACGACCUGAGCGGGUUCGUGCGGCUGCACCCGGGCGGGGAGCAGCUGCUGCGGCGCCGGGCGGGCACCGACGUGAGCGCCGCGCUGGACGGGCCGCCGCACCGGCACUCGAACAACGCCCGCCGCUGGCUGGAGCAGUACUACGUGGGGGAGAUGGAGCCCGGAGAGGAGCAGAGCCCUGCCGAGCCGGUGGAUGAGCAGGCAGUGGAUGCUGCAGCCCAGACCCCAGCACGGAUGGAUCCCCGCUGUAAAACAGUGGAUGUGGAGAAGGACCUAGUGGACUGGCAGAAGCCCUUGCUGUGGCAGGUAGGAUACCUUGGGGAGAAGUACGAUGAGUGGGUGCACCAGCCUGUGGAUCGUCCCAUCCGCCUCUUCCACUCGGAUUUCCUUGAGUCCCUCUCCAAGACAGCGUGGUAUGUGGUGUUCAUGGUGUGGACUCCUGUAGUGCUCUAUCUCAGCUGGGUCAGCUACACCUCCCUCGCCCAGGGCAACACCAGGCUCUUCUCCUCCUUUACCACAGAGUACUCCAUCCCCGUCCACAAAUACUACUUCCCCUUCAUCUUCCUCCUGGGGAUGUUCCUGUGGUCCCUGAUAGAGUACCUCAUCCAUCGCUUUGUCUUCCACAUGAAGCCACCUGCUAGUAACUACUAUCUCAUCACCCUGCAUUUCUUGCUGCACGGGCAGCAUCACAAGUCUCCCUUCGACAGCUCCCGCCUGGUGUUUCCUCCCGUGCCAGCCUCGCUAGUGAUGGGCUUCUUCUAUGGCGUCCUGCAGCUCCUGCUGCCCGAGGUGCUGGGGCUCUCGGUGUUUGUUGGGGGGCUCUGCGGCUAUGUUGUCUACGACAUGAUGCACUAUUACCUCCACUAUGGAUCACCGAAGAAGGGCACCUACCUGUAUGGCCUGAAAGCUUAUCACGUCAAGCACCACUUUGAACACCAAAAAUCAGGCUUUGGCAUCACGACUCGCUUCUGGGAUCACCCCUUCGGGACACUCAUCCCUGAGGAAACCUUUGAGAAGGAGGACUGAUGGCCCUGAUGGACAUGGAUGCAUGGGCAGAUCUGCUGCCUGAGACAUGAAGUGCCUGAUGCCACCAUCCGUCCUUUGCCCUGGAACCUUGCUUGAGCUCUCUGGCCCUCUCUGGGCAUACAACACGCUGCAGUUAACUCCAUCACCUAACUUGUGCCGAGAGGCUUCCAUAUCCUGGAUCCUUCUCCUGGCCCGAUCCCAGCACGGGGUUUUCUUGGCCUGCAGCUCUUUGCAUGGGGAUCCUUUAUGUCUGGAUUUUGUCUUUCUCUGAACAGUGCACCUGAGUCUCUCUCCCAGAUUUAUCAAGUUCAUGGGUUUUGUAGACAUUGCCUACUCAAAACUCAAACUCCAAUGAACAGAAUUACUACCCGAUGCCUUUUUGCUGAUCUUGUGAUUGGGUUUGUGUUUUUUUUUCUGAAUGUUUACUGCAGGUAUUUAAAGGUUUGGAAUAAAGUUCUGUGUAAAACUGUAGACACUACAACUGUAAAUAAACUGUAUAUUUUGAAAAAUAAAGCCUUUUAA
Strigops habroptila (Kakapo) is the source of this 1746-nucleotide messenger RNA. RefSeq names its product fatty acid 2-hydroxylase (gene FA2H). The transcript has 8 exons. Gene Ontology annotation, biological process: lipid biosynthetic process; fatty acid metabolic process. Gene Ontology annotation, cellular component: membrane; endoplasmic reticulum. Gene Ontology annotation, molecular function: fatty acid 2-hydroxylase activity; iron ion binding; heme binding. The coding region runs from base 103 to 1224 and encodes 373 amino acids. The record is from RefSeq and is a predicted model, not a curated record. NCBI's taxonomy places the organism in Eukaryota, Metazoa, Chordata, Aves, Psittaciformes, Psittacidae.